AAUCUCACGUUGCUCUCCUACCAUCACCGAUAUUCACAACCAUGCCUGGUACUACACCCGCAUUCCGGCUGAACGACGGUGAAGAAAUCCCUGCCAUCGGUAUAGGAUGCUGGAUGGGGUAUGUCGGUGGUAACAACGAAGUGGUCGAGAUGGUCGAACAUGCGCUGAAAGUUGGCUACCGCCACAUUGAUACCGCUUUCAAUUAUGGUAAUGAGGCGCAAGUUGGACAAGCUAUCCGAAACUCCAAUAUCCCACGUCACGAACUUUUCGUAACGACAAAAUUGGCCGGCGAAUAUCAUGGGGCGGUGCAGGAAGGACUUCAGAAAAGCCUAGAUAAUCUUGGCCUCGACUACAUCGAUCUAUUCUUGAUGCAUUGGCCUCAAGCUCUAACCCUUGACGGUGAGGCUCUGCAGCCCGACGAGAAUCCUACUUUCGUCGAUACAUGGAGAGAGAUGGAGAAACUGGUAGCUACAGGGCAGGUUAAGAGCAUCGGUGUUUCCAACUUCAGUGUGAAGACCUUGGAAAUUUUGUUGCCCUAUGCGAGCAUCGUACCUGCGGUGAACCAGGUGGAGAUGCAUCCGUUACUGCCUCAGCUCGAACUUUUGGAGUAUUGCAGGAAGAUGACAAUACUCCUUACCGCAUAUUCACCCCUCGGAAAGCAUAAGCCUAUGCUGGUUCAGCAUCCCGCAGUUGUAGACAUUGUAACAAGACGAAGGUGCAGCGCAGCCCAAGUGCUUCUCGGAUGGAUCAUCAGUAAAGGUGUCGUCGCAAUCCCUAAGAGUGCGGAUAAGAAACGCAUUGAAGCGAACCUUUCGUUCGUGCACUUGUCUCCUGAGGAAGUCGCUGCUCUUGAUGAGAUCCACAAAGCUGAGGGUAUGCAUCGCAGCGUCUGUGGGUUCCAUGGUAAAGGCGGGAUCUGUUUUGGGUGGACGUAUGAGCAGCUUGGGUGGCCGAUGAAAGAAGGCGGUGUUAUAUGGUAGUGUGAUUUUUCCAGCCUUUGGCUAUCGCUCAUGGAAGUAUUUUUUGUACCGCCUUUUCACCAAUGGAAUUGCAAAAUGUAGAUAAUACACUUGACCAUCGUGGUGAGUCUGCUAUUCGCGCCCC
Messenger RNA from Somion occarium, 1104 nucleotides. Lineage: Eukaryota; Fungi; Basidiomycota; Agaricomycetes; Polyporales; Cerrenaceae. The record is from the annotation of a GenBank genome assembly.